AUGAGAGGUAUUAGUGUAUUGAUUAUCAUUAGCUUAUUAAUUGUCGGAUGUGCGGUACUAUUGUCAAGAGUUCGCUCUAUCGAAUCGAUAUUAUAUCACCUAUUUCAUCAUUUAGAUAUCAUAUUUAAUUAUCGGCUGAGUUCAAAUUUUUUUAUUAAUACCAUUUAUAAAUAUUAUUUCCAAAUAUUUGAUAGGGAUUCACAUCGUUCUGAAUUUCAAUUGGUUGCUCCUAGUUUAUAUAUCAGUAAUAAAUUUGGUUGUUACAAUGAAAACAAAUUAAUUAAAUAUAAUAUUACUCACAUUUUAAUUGCUGGCAGUUUGUUAACGAAACGUUUUCCAUCGAGGUAUAGAUAUCAUCAGUUAAAUCUAAGAGAUAUUCCAAGUGAAAAUAUCGGACAAUAUUUCGCUGAAUGCGUAGAUUUUAUUGAACAAGCAAUCGAAAGUAAAGGAACAGUAGUUGUCCAUUGUAGUGCAGGAAUGUCACGAUCAGCCGCCAUUGUUGUAGCUUAUUUGAUGCAUGCAAAAAAACUAACGUUUGAUCAAGCCUAUUCAAAAUUAAAGGAAGUUCGACCUUGUGUGGGUAUUAAUGAUGGGUUUCAAAAACAACUGAGAGCAUGGCAAAAGGAAGGAAUGCCGCUGUAA
Didymodactylos carnosus is the source of this 642-nucleotide messenger RNA. The record is from the annotation of a GenBank genome assembly. NCBI's taxonomy places the organism in Eukaryota, Metazoa, Rotifera, Eurotatoria, Philodinida, Philodinidae.